Molecule: messenger RNA, 189 nt
Organism: Symbiodinium necroappetens
Lineage: Eukaryota; Dinophyceae; Suessiales; Symbiodiniaceae
Source: the annotation of a GenBank genome assembly
AUGGCAGAUGAUGGAACACGCUUCCCUCGGGGCUUCCCGGAUGCCUUGAUGUCAAUCAUACAGUCGGAGGGGCCUGCCAGUCUCUUCCGCGGCUGGUGGCCGGCAUACUGCCGCCUAGGACCUCAUGCCAUCCUGACUUUUCCGCUCCUGGAGCAGGUGCGCAAAGCCCUCGGCCUGCAAUACCUCUAG